Molecule: messenger RNA, 5323 nt
Organism: Salmo salar (Atlantic salmon)
Lineage: Eukaryota; Metazoa; Chordata; Actinopteri; Salmoniformes; Salmonidae
Source: RefSeq, a predicted model, not a curated record
UUGUCUGUCGUCCUUGCCUUGUACUGAAUCUUUGUUUUGCUGUCUGCGUGCGUGGAAGACUCAGAUUACGAUUGUUGUUGCCUGUUUGUCUUUUUUCAGAUUUCCAAUGUGACAACCCAUUUUUUUUUAAACUAUGUAGAUAGUAACCAAGCCUUCUAAAUGACAUGGGUUUGCUCAUAUGUUGUUGAUAUUUUCUGGUCAGAGUUGGAUUGGGUAAGACUUUUCUCUUAAACCCAAGGCACAGGUCCGUCAGGUUCUACAGCGCCAUCCUAUGGUUGUGUUUUUGUCAUAUCUGAAACAUUUGUACCUAAUGUUAUUCUGAACUAGUUAUUACCAUCGAGGAAAAUGUUAUCCUACAUUUCACACUUUAUUUAUUGUGCUUGCAUGACUCAUUUGACAAUCAAACACAAUGUCUCUUGGGCAUCAAAGGAACCAGGCAUCAUUCAAGUGGCCAGGCUCCUUUCUUCUCUAUUGCUUUAUGACACAGCAGGCCCACUCAACAUUUGGCUGUAGUCCUAUCACCUCCCCAUUGGCGUCGUUCACAGGGUCAAGCCACAGAUAAAGGCCCAGAAGUGACCCUUCUCUCCAGCUAAGAUGGGAGGAGCUGUGAGCGCUGGGGAGGAUAAUGAUGAGUUGAUUGACAACCUGAAGGAGGCACACUACAUCCGUUCGGACCUGGUGGAGCGGGCCUUCAGGGCCAUCGACCGGGCCGACUACUACCUGGAGGAGUACCGUGACAGCGCCUACAAGGACCUGGCCUGGAGGCACGGCAACAUCCACCUAUCAGCCCCCUGCAUCUACUCAGAGGUGAUGGAAGCCCUGGACCUGCACCCUGGCCUCUCCUUCCUCAACCUGGGCAGUGGGACUGGGUACCUCAGCACUAUGGUGGGCCUCAUACUGGGUCCAUUUGGUGUGAACCAUGGGGUGGAGCUGCAUGCUGAUGUGAUUGAGUACGCUUACCAGAAGCUAGACUACUUCAUCAAAACCAGCGAAAGCUUUGACAAGUUUGAGUUCUGCGAGCCCUCCUUUGUGGCGGGGAACUGCCUGGAGAUCCCCUCUGAGAGCAGGCAGUAUGACAGGGUGUAUUGUGGGGCGGGAGUGCAGAGAGACCAUGAAGAAUACAUGAUGAACCUGCUGAAGGUGGGGGGUAUUCUGGUACUGCCUCUAGAGGAGAAGCUAACCAAGAUCACGCGUACAGGCCAGAGCAGCUGGGAGACCAAAAAGAUCAUUGCUGUGUCCUUCGCUCCCCUGGUGCUCCCCAAAGAUUACACCAGUAACAUCAAACCCAAGACCGCCCCACUACCCAUGUUUGAGGUGCGGACGCUGCAGGAGCUGGCUCGUAUAGCCAUCCGUCACACCCUGAGAGUGACCACGGACAGCGGGGAGGGUCAGCCACGGGGCCGGGGCUCUUUUGGAGGAGGCAGGGGCCUGGGGGUCAGUGGGCUCCACAAGUACGGCCCUCGCUUUAAACGCCGGCGCAUUCAUCGGCGCCACUGCAACUCUGUGGUACUGAGCAGUGCCCUCCCUAUCUCCGCCCCCCUGGACAACAACAAUAACCGCGGGGGCCAGGAGGAGGAGCAGGGAAGGGCAACCCGGGGAGCGGGAGAGGAGGAGGAGGAGGCUGCGGAGGAGGAAGCAGAGGAGGAAGCAGAGAGGGAGACGGGGGAGCUACUCAGGGCAGAGCCACCUAUAAACAUCCUGAGAGAGAGGAUUCUCUGUCUGCCCCUCCCGGAGCCUCUGAAGAUGUACCUGCUGUACUACCGGGAGAAAUGACUUGUCCACAGAUACAACUAACAGUAGAAAACAGCCCCUGACCCCUACCACUCUUCUAGGCAGGGCAACAGGCCCCCUGUUACUGACUCACUGACUGGGUCUGUAUCGUUUACUGACUCACUGACUGGGUCUGUAUCGUUUACUGACUCACUGACUGGGUCUGUAUCGUUUACUGACUCACUGACUGGGUCUGUAUAGUUUACUGACUCACUGACUGGGUCUGUAUCGUUUACUGACUCGCUGACUGGGUCUGUAUCGUUUACUGACUCACUGACUGGGUCUGUAUCGUUUACUGACUCACUGACUGGGUCUGUAUCGUUUACUGACUCGCUGACUGGGUCUGUAUCGUUUACUGACUCGCUGACUGGGUCUGUAUCGUUUACUGACUCGCUGACUGGGUCUGUAUCGUUUACUGACUCGCUGACUGGGUCUGUAUUCCUCUUGUCCUCUACAUCAUCCUCUCUCUCUCUCUGUGUGUGUUUUUCUUACUCAAUGCCUUUCCUGUAUGUGUAAGAAGCAUACAUAUUGGACCAGUGUAAUGGUAAGGGUUUCACCUCUGUGAUAGAAAGGCUCCCUGGGAAUCUGUAGCUUAGCUUUCUCAAUGGCACAGAUGGCUUUCUCUGACAGACAAACAGAUCAAUUUUUUUUGCAGUAGUUGGGAGAGGAGGAUCUUUGUGAGAGAAAAAAUGUAUUUAAUUUUAUUCCCAUUUUAACUGGAGGGUUGGGUGGGUGUGAGUGUGAUCUAUCAUUCUGUGCUGUGAUUGAGCCCUGGACAUAUGGUGGUGUCUGUUAUCUUGUUGGAAGACUUCUUAUUGGAUGUUAAGUGUAGCCACAGGUUCCAGAGCAUGUUGGUUCAGGUCUUAACUAAAGGUAAACCACUGGAAGAACCACUGGAUAUUGCGUCUGAGCCAGAGGAGAAAUGGUUUGAAAUUUCAGUCGUGUCCAGAAGCCAGAGAGACUUUGUUUGGCAUAGUGGACAGGGAUUUGAGACCACACAGCUGGGAUUUUCCCUAUUAAACCCCCCCAAGUUCCCAUAACAUCAUAGAUCUGUUCAGGGGAGCUGUUUGUGUGGAGUUGGAACUCUGUAAAUAAACAGAGCUUGCACAAUGAGUAUCAGGUAGGAUUCCACAGUGAGGCCAUUUUGUUUUUGAUAUUGCAAAUAGCAACAUUGGUCUGAGGAGCUGGUAGAGGUGCCUGUUGAAGACGUGUGGUGUGGGGCUGGUAGAGGUGCCUGUUGAAGACGUGUGGUGUGGGGCUGGUAGAGGUGCCUGUUGAAGACGUGUGGUGUGGGGCUGGUAGAGGUGCCUGUUGAAGACGUGUGGUGUGGGGCUGGUAGAGGUGCCUGUUGAAGACGUGUGGUGUGGGGCUGGUAGAGGUGCCUGUUGAAGACGUGGGGUGUGGGGCUGGUAGAGGUGCCUGUUGAAGACGUGUGGUGUGGGGCUGGUAGAGGUGCCUGUUGAAGACGUGUGGUGUGGGGCUGGUAGACGUGCCCGUUGAAGACGUGUGGUGUGGGGCUGGUAGAGGUGCCUGUUGAAGACGUGGGGCUGGUAGAGGUGCCUGUUGAAGACGUGUGGUGUGGGGCUGGUAGAGGUGCCUGUUGAAGACGUGUGGUGUGGGGCUGGUAGAGGUGCCUGUUGAAGACGUGUGGUGUGGGGCUGGUAGAGGUGCCUGUUGAAGACGUGUGGUGUGGGGCUGGUAGAGGUGCCUGUUGAAGACGUGUGGUGUGGGGCUGGUAGAGGUGCCUGUUGAAGACGUGUGGUGUGGGGCUGGUAGAGGUGCCCGUUGAAGACGUGUGGUGUGGGGCUGGUAGAGGUGCCUGUUGAAGACGUGUGGUGUGGGGCUGGUAGAGGUGCCUGUUGAAGACGUGUGGUGUGGGGCUGGUAGAGGUGCCUGUUGAAGACGUGUGGUGUGGGGCUGGUAGACGUGCCCGUUGAAGACGUGUGGUGUGGGGCUGGUAGAGGUGCCUGUUGAAGACGUGUGGUGUGGGGCUGGUAGACGUGCCCGUUGAAGACGUGUGGUGUGGGGCUGGUAGAGGUGCCUGUUGAAGACGUGGGGCUGGUAGAGGUGCCUGUUGAAGACGUGUGGUGUGGGGCUGGUAGAGGUGCAUGUUGAAGACGUGUGGUGUGGGGCUGGUAGAGGUGCAUGUUGAAGACGUGUGGUGUGGGGCUGGUAGAGGUGUCUGUUGAAGACGUGGUAUGUCUGAAACUGUUGACCUACAGUAUGAUGAGUGUGGUUUAGAGACAUAUCUAAAGUGAUGCUAUUGGUUGCCUCUAUUCUGUUAGCAGGUUGACCUUGGCAGACUGGCAGUGAAGAUGUGUUUUUGAGAGUCAGCAUUCCAGAGAAUAACUGUAGCCGACACUAUGAUAUGAUCAAGUCCAGAAGGCGUUUCAGUUUCAACAUGAGACUGUUGGCAAUGCUUCUUCAAUUAUGACGGAUUCUGCUCAUUUCCAAAUUUAAAAGCACCUACUAAAGAUUUAAUUAGCUUUUUAUGUUUAGUAGAUUUAUUUUCCAAGAGGUCCUAUGAAUAUUUCUUAGCUCGUCCGUGUUGGGUUCAGUGGCAUUUUUAAUUCUGUCAAUUCGGGGGGGGAAAUAAAUGUAAAAUUUGAUUCAUAGGUAGGCUUAAAUUGAGUUGAAUUUCAUUAGCUCCUGAAUUGAUUGUAUAAAGGUGAAAUUGACUCUGACAUGUAUGUUUAUCUAAAUAUGCUCAUUUGGUUUACUCCACAAUCAGCAGUGAAAGCUUGCAGAGGAUCAUGUUUUUUUCCCUACAUACUAGUUGUUUUCCUAUUGGUCGAAAACAGCAUGAUGGGGGGGGAAAUGUAAACAAUUAUUUUUUUUACUGGUUGAUGCUAAUUAAUUUUGUUGAUGUAUGAAGGUUUGCUUAUCUUUUCUCCUGUCAUUCAAAACUAUUUGUUUAGUUAAUAUACAUUUUGAAGUGGAGUUUAGUGGUGUUCAUCAGCACAUGGAACAUUGUGUGUGUGUGUAUGUGUGUGUGUGUGUGUGGUAUUUGGUUUGUAAUGCAACAGGAAAAUUAAAAACGGACUAAAAUAUAUUUUUUUUAGAUCAUAAUCGCUACAGAUAAGCUACAGACCUGGAUGUUUUAACCUUUCACCCUUCAGUGCCAAACCUUCAGUAUGUCGCAUGAAACUUACAUUCUAGUUGAAACUAUUCUGAUUUGUCCUUUUUAAUAGAACAUUUGGAAAGAUGAACGCUUUCUCAUUGAUCAAAUUAUCGAUAAAUCUUUAUAGGGACUUGGCCAGGCAGAUUGCUUUGGUCGUCCGACUGUGUAACAGUACACGUCUUUUGAGUUUUGUCAUGUUACUUUUCAAUAUUGUGGUAGAUGACAAUAAAGGUCUUAAGUCUUUCCCAGUCUGCCUUUAUUCUGUGCUGUAGAACCAUUCCUUUGGCUUCUUUGAAUAUUUCUUAUUUUUUUAGUUCUGUCAAAGGUUAUCAUUUUGUGAAUGUAUGUGUUGUACUUCAGCAGUGUUUAAGGAUGUUUUGGAAUUUGAGCUGUACUAUUGAAUGCUGUUAAUAAAAUCAUUUAUGCAAAGUU